Pollicipes pollicipes is the source of this 2284-nucleotide messenger RNA. RefSeq names its product centrosomal protein of 83 kDa. NCBI's taxonomy places the organism in Eukaryota, Metazoa, Arthropoda, Thecostraca, Pollicipedomorpha, Pollicipedidae. The annotation marks the transcript as partial. The transcript is spliced from 4 exons. The record is from RefSeq and is a predicted model, not a curated record.
AGGCAGGGGAUUGCGGGGUCGUGGGGCUGUGGUGCGGGUCCGGGCCGGAAAACAGUCAUUUGAACGAAAACAGCCAUUGCGAUGGAUGCGCGCGCGUGUGAAUAUUGGACGAAACGACAGCGGGCGUAGUUGAGCUUGGCGAAACAAAGACGCGUGUCGUGCGGAAACCGCAAGGCAUCGACUGCGAACAGAAAACUUCCUACUCGAUACCGGGCCUUCACCUUCCGAGCCACCGAUGCGGUGACCGACGCAACUAGGCUUCCCGUUUACCGGUUCGACGGGCAUGCGCGGCGGUGGUCGGCGGCGAAGCACGCGCCAGUGCGACGACAUCCGCGGCACCACCUGAGACCGCACCAUGGCCGACCUGGCUGGCUUCCCACCAGGCGGUGACGCCGCCUGUGCACCGGCCGAGCUGCAGCGGCUGCUCAGCGACCAGACGCAACGCGCCGAGAAACACCGCGCCAACUACCAGACGCUGAAGGCACAGCACGGUCGGCUGCAGGACGAGCUGGCAGCGGCGCAGACGGAGCUGGCGCUGCUGCGCGCCGAGCGCCAGUCGGCCACCGAGAAGUUCCAGCACCUGGUGGCGCAGUCGCGGCGCGAUAUCCAGGCGAAGGACCAGCUGAUCAGCGAGCUGCAGGCGCAGAUCCCGUCCCGCGAGCAGCUCGAGUACCGGCAGCUGCAGACCCGCGAGGAGGUGAAGGCACAGAUGCGCGACAAGCUGCUCAAGGCCGAGGAAGAGCUGGAGCAGCUGCGCGCCGAGUCGCACGACCUCAAGUACCAGCGCAGCUGCCUAGGCACGCAGGCCGAGCAACUGAAGCAGCAGCACGACCGCGAACUGCAGGAGACGCGCGUCCGGUACGAGGUGCAGAUCGCCGAGCUGGAAACGCAGCGAGACCAACUGCGCGCCUUUAAGCUGGUGGGCGAGGAGGAGCUGACGGCACGCCUUUUGCCUGUGCAAAAGGAGAACUCGGCGCUGCAGCUACGAUUGCGCGCCCAGCUGGCCGAGUUGGAGGAAGCGCGCGCGCAGGCGGAGAGCGCGCGCGCCGAGCGGGCGGCAUUGCAGACGACGCUGGAGCGGCGCCAGGCAGAGCUGUCGGUGGCGCUGCGCGUGUCGGAGACGGAACGAGCCCAGCUCAGCAGCCAGGCGGAGACACUGCGGGGGCAGCAGGCCGAGCUGCAGGCGCGCCUGGCCGCCGCUGAGCUGCAGCAGCAGCGCGAGGCGAGCCGCGCCGCCCAACUCGCCAGCCGGCUCGCCGAGAACGAGCAGCAGUACAAACGACACGUGGCCGACCUUCAGCUGGACGUGUCUCGAGCGCGCGGAGAAGCUGAGCGUGAGAAGGCGGCGGCGGCGCGCCAGCAGCAGGAGCUGCAGCACCGGCUGACGCUCGGCGAGGAGCGGACGGCGGCUCUGGAGGCGGCCGCCGCCGACGCCGAGCGACAACUGGAGCGGCGCGUGGCGCAGGCGCGCGACCGCGAGUGGAACAACACGCGCACGUUGCGCCAGCAGCUGCUGGAGGUGGAGAACAAGCUGCAGGAGUGCCAGCAGGAGAGCAUGCAGGCUGUGUCGGAGAAAGCCGAGCUGACCAAACAGUGCGAAGAACGUAUUGCCGAGGUGUACGAGAUGAAGAAGCGCCUGGAGGCUGAGCUGGCAACGCUGCGGACCAAGACAAAGCUGCACGACGAUUUGUGCGCCGAACUGGAGGAGGAGAAGGACAGCGGCUCCAAGCUCCGCCAGGAGCUGAACGCAGAGCGCUCCAUCGUAACCGAGCUGUCGCGCGAAAUGAAGCAAAUCCAGGACGAGCGAAGCGAACUCGAAAAGGAGGUGGAGAAAAAGGCUGACGAGGUACGACAGCUAGAAAAGGCGAGCGACGAGCGGCUGGAACAGGCGUCCCAGCAGCUGGCCGCCAAGGAACGUGAGGCCACCGAGGAGCGGAGCCGGCUACAACAGCGGCUGGAGCAGCUGGAGCGGCACCGCCAGCAGGCGCAGCAGCAGCGAGACGACGAGCAGGUCAGGUCGCAAAAGUACGCCCGGUUGAUCAGCAAGCUGCGCCGGCGGCUGGAGCUGUGCCGGGCCGAGACGCAGCAGCUGGCGGCCGAGCGCGAUGCGCUGCGGCGCUGCGUGCCCGAGCACACCUACAACGAGCUGCGCAAACAGUACCGCCAGUUACAGCGCAAGCACCGCGAGUUCUCCAGCAUGAUCACGUCGCUGUCGUGGCCGGAGCCGGCCGGCGGUGCCGAGCCAGCCGGCUUGGCCGCCCAGCUGCAGCUGCUGCAGGCGCGG